CAUCCGCGACACGGAGCAGGAGAGCACCGUGGCGCGACGCACUGACAGUGGCAGAGCCUGGAGGAAUCCUGAAGUCCACACACACGAGAGCCAAAAAUGCGCUAAGAAGAAAGACAUCUGCGUGGAGCUGGGUUCAUAACCAAAGAUCUUCUUCUGAAGACACUGAGACACCUGGAGGGGAAACAAAACAAACCAAAACGUACCAGCAACGUACAAGUUGUGAUUUCAGAGGAAAUCAGAAGUGGAAAUGAAUACCAACGAUGCCAAGGAGUACCUCGCGCGGCGGGAGAUACCUCAACUAUUUGAGAGCCUGCUGACAGGUUUGAUGUACUAUCGACCCGAUGACCCCAUCGACUACCUGGAGGCGUGUCUAAAGAAAGCUAGGGAGCUCGGAGGACCAGAGAAAGUACGAUGGGAUACCUUUGUGGGCCAGGAGAAGAAGCCCCUCCCCCCUCUCAAUGGUGGCCAAUCACGCAGGUCCCUCUUCAGAAAUGUGUUGCCCGACAGUCCCAACUUUCCCUACAGACGCUAUGACCGCCUCCCUCCCAUCAGCCAGUUCUCCAUCGAGAGUGACUCGGACCUGUCCGAGACGGCGGAGCUCAUCGAGGAGUAUGAGGUGUUCGACCCAUCGAGACCGCGGCCCAAAGUCAUCCUUGUCAUCGGUGGCCCUGGCAGCGGCAAGGGGACACAGAGCCUGAAGAUUGCCGAGCGCUACGGCUUCCAGUACAUGUCUGUGGGCGAGCUGCUGAGGAAGAAGAUGAUCCACAAUGCCACCAGCAACAGAAAGUGGAGCCUGAUCGCGAAAAUCAUCACCAACGGGGAACUGGCACCACAGGAGACAACAAUAACUGAGAUUAAGCAGAAGAUUAUGAAGAUCCCCGAUGCUAAUGGCAUCGUCAUUGAUGGUUUCCCCCGAGAUGUGGGACAGGCCUUGUCCUUCGAGGACCAGAUAUGCACUCCUGACCUGGUCGUGUUCCUCGCCUGCACCAAUCACCGUUUGAAGGAGAGGCUGCAGAAGCGAGCCGAGCAGCAGGGACGGCCCGACGACAAUCCCAAGGCCAUCGACCGCCGCCUGACCAACUUCAAACAAAACACCAUUCCUCUGGUCAAAUACUUUCAAGAGAGGGGCCUUAUUGUGACAUUGGAUGCCGACCGAGAUGAGGAGGAGGUUUUCUGUGACAUCAGCAUGACGUUGGACAACAAGCUGUUUCCCUCCAAAGAGCCCGCAGCUGGCCCCAGCGAGCUGGACCUGAGUCUACUGGGUGAAAGCAGCAGCCUGGCUGAUGUCACUUUCAAGUACAGUGAGGCUGAAGAUGAGGAAGACAUCGGUUACGCUGAAGGAGCCGCAGAAAGUUAUAGCACAGAACACAGGAAACCAAAGGUCAUCUUCGUGAUUGGUGGUCCAGGCUCGGGGAAGGCGGUCCAGUGCCAGCGGAUGGAGGACAGGUUCGGCCUGCGUCAUGUGACCCUGGGCGACCUUCUGUGUAACGAGCUGCAGUCUCACAGCGAACGAGGGCGCCACCUGCAGGAAGUCCUGGAGAGAGGAGAGCAGCUGCCCAAGGACACAAUGCUGGAGCUGCUGUGUGACGCCGUGGCGUCGUCAGUGCAGCAGCAGCGGCCGGGGAAAGGUCUCGUGAUCAGCAGCUUUCCCAGAGACCUGCAGCAGGCGGAGGAGUACGCAGCCAAGAUGGGUGAACCCAGCGCCGUCCUUCUGCUGAGCUGCUCCCCCGACACCAUGUCCAGCCGCCUGCAGUGCAGAGGCAGAUCUCACACAGACAGAGAGAGCGCCACACACAGGCCACGUGAGAGCUUCUGCAACAACAGCCGGGAGCUGGCUGCCCACUACCAACACAAGAGGCUCCUGCACACGAUCGAUGCCGAGAAGUUGCCAGAUGAAGUGUUCACGCAGAUCUGCCAGGCGCUGGAAUCCAGUUUCAACAUGUAAUUUCUACACUUUCCUCAAAUGCCACUCAAACACCCCCACCCUCUUCUCAAAGUCCGUCUGUAAAGACCUUUUCUCUCUGUUUCUGACCCCGGCGCAGACCUGGUAUUAACACCAACUCUCUGAGUGAUCCAAUCACAUCCAGAUGACACACACACACAAAGUUCAGUUGUGAAGACCCCCCGAUCCGUCCUGAAUGCAGAUCUGAUCACAUAAACUACAUUCAGCGGAGGCCACAUUCCACGUUAGAGAGCCGACUUCCUCCUCUGCUGACGUCCUCUUGUGGUUUCACAGUAUUAUUACACUCAUCAGCACUCGUUGACUUCAUAGACACCGCCACAAUAUUAACACUGGUCAACACAAGAGUUCUCCUCAUGUUAGAGCAGCAUGAGUACAGCUUUGAUUCAUUCACUCAAGCUUCUGAGGGUGUCAAACUCAAAUGACCUGGGGGCCAAUGAGUGUCACAUCAUUUCAUCAUAUAUUGAAGAUUUUCACGGUGAUAUUUCAGAGGAUUUCAAAGUAAAAAGUGCUCGUUUUGAUGAAUAAAAACAUAUUUAUAACGCAAAAUAAGUCUGUUAAUGUCAAAAACAGAGAAAUUAAUCUAAAAUUCACUAGUGUAAUUUUCACAUAAAACAAGCCAAACCAAAUGUCUUAUUAUUACUAUUAUAAAAGUAUUGCUAGAAAAUAUAUAUUAAACAUAAAUAUGUAUACAUACAUAUAUAUAUACACACACAUCUAUAUACAUAUAGAUGUGUAGAUAUAAAAAGAAAAGAAAACAGAGGCUCAGUUAGGACAGGGACUAGGUCUAUUUUUGGUAUUCUAACUUGCCCGACAACAUGCAUUGCAACUUUUUGGAAAGUUGCUGCUUUCCUCUCUCUCCCGCUCUAUCAUGCACAGACGCACCAAUAGAAUCAUGUCGACAUCAGACACAUCUGUACAGUCGGACACUUGUUGAAAAAACCUAAUUUUACAGUCCCGAUAUCAGUGUGUAUUUGAAUAAAGUGCAGAGGAAGUCACAUUCCAUCUCCUGUGGUCACAGGACGCAGGUUAAUGCCAGGUGUGAACAGGCGUCACAACUCUGUCCACAUGUGAUAAGACCACCGAGGCUAAUACCAGGUCUAACCUGGAACACAUGAUCUCACACCUUCACCAGAAAUACCUAUCAUUGAACUUUAGUCUGCAUGUCCCAGCAUCCUCCCAGUGAUCAGUGACAACUUCUCUCUGCUUUCGAUGCUGCCAAAGCACCAGUUUGUUAAACUCUGCUGCACCUCUUUGCAUCGUCUUUCUUUCUCUCUCUCUCUCUCCUACAUCAACCUUUAAUAUACGCUGCCAACUGCCAGACGGAGGCACAUACAUGUACAGAGAAAUUAGCAUUCCCUGCUGUGACUGAGCGUGUUUCUCCAGUUGAACGUGACGGGGUUCAGUGGGGGCUCCGUGUUAAGGCAUGUGUUAAGGCUCUCACGCACAGCAACAUGCUUCACCGUCGUGUCACGAGCAUGCACAAAUUACAAUCAAGCUUGACUGCCUUUAAUUUUCCUGCAUUAAAUAAUAAACGGCAGAGUAUUUAACAAUAUUGCAUUUGUAUGUUUUUAAGCUCAUCGUUCAAGUGCUUGUUUGAGUCUGGUGUUUAACAUUCAAUAAAGACAGUGCAUUUGCUAAAAGGA
Molecule: messenger RNA, 3606 nt
Organism: Solea solea (common sole)
Lineage: Eukaryota; Metazoa; Chordata; Actinopteri; Pleuronectiformes; Soleidae
Gene: ak5
Product: adenylate kinase 5
Exons: 14
Coding region: 248-1945 (565 amino acids)
Biological process (GO): nucleoside triphosphate biosynthetic process
Cellular component (GO): cytosol; cytoplasm
Molecular function (GO): ATP binding; nucleoside diphosphate kinase activity
Source: RefSeq, a predicted model, not a curated record